Messenger RNA from Microplitis demolitor, 1359 nucleotides. RefSeq names its product probable serine/threonine-protein kinase DDB_G0282963. The transcript is spliced from 2 exons. The record is from RefSeq and is a predicted model, not a curated record. NCBI's taxonomy places the organism in Eukaryota, Metazoa, Arthropoda, Insecta, Hymenoptera, Braconidae. Bases 756 to 1247 code for a protein of 163 amino acids.
AUUUAAUAUUUGAAAAAGUUUUAAGGAAAAAAUUUAUACUGAAAAUUUUAAAUAAAUAUUCCGAGCAAAAAUAAAAAUUUUGUUUCACUAAAAAAUUUGAAUUCAAAAAUUAAAACAAACUUUUUUAUAAAAAACAAAAAUAAGAAUAAAUUUUCAGUGGAAUUUUUUAAAAUUUUCAACAGAAAAAAAAAAUAAAUUCAAAAGAAUUUAAGGAAAAAUAAAACCUUCGAAUUGAUGAAUUUGUAGUCAGUAAAAAAAGAAUGACUCAGAGAGUUAUGGUGUGUUGAAUGGGGGUAAAGAACAUCAUACACAAAAGACCUUUGGUUGAGUAUUAUGAAAUCUAGAGGGUUGUAGAACGCGUCCUGGUCAAACGCAGCUGUCUGUUGCUGCUGUUAACUCGCACGUGUCAUAAUUAUUUUGUGUUAUAAACAAAAUUAACGUACUUAAAAUACCAGUGAAACUUAAUCUAGCAUUGUAGAUCGAUUAUUAAGUCAAAGGCUCAUUAAAUAAACAAAUAAAUAAAUAAAAUCGCCCGGUCAAAAGUGAAUGAAUUAAAACGUAAUUGGAGUGGACUCACGAGUAAUUCUGAGCGUCGGGGUUAUUAACUUCUAUUAACUUCAAUAAAUAGUUUUGAAUUACGCUGUCGUCUUCUCAGUAACGUUCAUUUGAUAACUUGUCUCCGUAACUAGUGCACCGAUAAUUCAUACAUAACAUACGUUAUUAAAUAAAUAUAUACAUAUAUUUAGUUAUUUAUUAUGACAAGAGAUAAUAUUUUUGAUAAUAUGGGCUUGCGAAAAAUUGACGAAGAGCAACAAUUAUUAUUUUAUUCAACGCUUACUUCUGAAGAAAAAGCGCGCAUGCAUCCUUGCACUAAAGCUACUUGUGUAAUGAUGUCUGGAGAUUCACCAGGUCUCGAUUCACGAUCGAUGCCAGCAAGCUAUGAUUUACCUGACGACGCACGUCCUGGUGAAUUACCACCGGUUAUAACGUUAAGUUCAACCGGUAAAUUGAGCCACAAUAAUCAUGACCACCCGGACAAUGAAAUGAUUGAAGAAGUUGCGACUGUUAAAAAAACGCUGCCCAGUCCAGAACCACGGCCGAAGAUUCAUCAGAAUGGCAAAGACAGUGAGAAUAAUAAUAAAUUUAAGCUGGAAAAUAAAUUCGCUGAAAAUAAUAAAGAUGACAAUGACGCUUGUGUCAACUGUCUCUACUACACUCAACAGUUGUGCGAGUGUGUGAUACUUUAAGCGAAUUAUAUAUUAUAUAUUAUAUUAUAGUAACAGAUAAUUAUCAUUAAUGUGAGAAUGUAUAUAAAAUAUUAAACUUAUUUUUAAAAUGUCAUUUUAUAAACGCACAAAU